GGAGCCACCAUCCUGUGCACAUCCGCCGCUCAGAGUUUGUCCUUCUCGAACAUCACCUCACCCAUCUGUCCAAAAUGCGCGAAAUUGUGCAUUUGCAGGCUGGCCAGUGCGGAAACCAGAUCGGAGCUAAGUUCUGGGAGGUGAUCAGCGAUGAGCACGGCAUUGAUCCCACCGGUACUUACCAUGGAGACAGCGACCUGCAGCUAGACAGGAUCAGCGUCUACUACAACGAGGCCACAGGUGGGAAGUAUGUUCCCCGUGCCAUCCUGGUGGAUCUGGAGCCCGGGACCAUGGACUCAGUCCGGUCUGGUCCCUUUGGUCAGAUCUUCAGGCCUGACAACUUUGUCUUUGGCCAGAGCGGAGCAGGAAACAACUGGGCCAAAGGUCACUACACUGAGGGGGCUGAGCUGGUCGACUCCGUCCUGGAUGUAGUGAGGAAAGAGGCGGAGAGCUGCGACUGCCUCCAGGGUUUCCAGCUCACUCACUCCCUGGGCGGCGGCACCGGGUCGGGCAUGGGCACCCUGCUCAUCAGCAAGAUCCGGGAGGAGUACCCGGACCGCAUCAUGAACACCUUCAGCGUGGUGCCGUCCCCCAAGGUGUCCGACACGGUGGUGGAGCCGUACAACGCCACCCUGUCCGUCCACCAGCUGGUGGAGAACACGGACGAGACCUACUGCAUUGACAAUGAAGCCCUCUAUGACAUCUGCUUCCGCACGCUCAAACUCACCACCCCGACCUACGGGGACCUCAACCACCUGGUGUCGGCCACCAUGAGCGGGGUGACCACCUGCCUGCGCUUCCCCGGCCAGCUCAACGCCGACCUCCGGAAGCUGGCGGUCAACAUGGUGCCCUUCCCCCGCCUGCACUUCUUCAUGCCGGGCUUCGCCCCGCUGACCAGCCGCGGCAGCCAGCAGUACCGCUCCCUGUCCGUGCCGGAGCUCACGCAGCAGAUGUUCGACGCCAAGAACAUGAUGGCGGCCUGCGACCCCCGCCACGGCCGCUACCUGACCGUGGCGGCCGUCUUCAGGGGCCGCAUGUCCAUGAAGGAGGUGGACGAGCAGAUGCUCAACGUGCAGAACAAAAACAGCAGCUACUUCGUGGAGUGGAUCCCCAACAACGUGAAGACGGCCGUCUGCGACAUCCCGCCGCGCGGCCUCAAGAUGGCCGCCACCUUCAUCGGCAACAGCACGGCCAUCCAGGAGCUGUUCAAGCGCAUCUCCGAGCAGUUCACCGCCAUGUUCCGCCGCAAGGCCUUCCUCCACUGGUACACGGGCGAGGGCAUGGACGAGAUGGAGUUCACCGAGGCCGAGAGCAACAUGAACGACCUGGUGUCCGAGUACCAGCAGUACCAGGACGCCACCGCCGAGGAGGGCGAGUUCGAGGAGGAGGGAGAGGAAGAAGUCGCCUAGAUCAUUUAUAUCAUCAAGAUCAUAUCUCACACACAGACACACCCCUCCCCACCCCCGCCAUUACAUCCCUCUCCAUCACGAGUUGAAUUCGCCGCCACACUGAACAACCGCCGCCGCCUAGAUCGCCGUUGCUCUAGUGUUAGACGUUGAUGUUAACUGGUACUAGUGACGUUUUUGGUUCAAUGGUUUCUGUUUGUUGUGAACGCACUGAAUCUCUGAUCUCCUCACAUCAGCCCUUUCAUUGCCUUGCCAAAUUCAAAAAGCAAGUGAUGUUAACUGUGAAGCCUUGAAAUUGGGGAAAUAUUAAAAUCUCGUUUUUGAAGGCCAAA
This is a messenger RNA of Salarias fasciatus (jewelled blenny), 1738 nucleotides long. RefSeq names its product tubulin, beta 4B class IVb-like (gene tubb4bl). Gene Ontology annotation, molecular function: GTPase activity; structural constituent of cytoskeleton; GTP binding. Gene Ontology annotation, cellular component: microtubule. The record is from RefSeq and is a predicted model, not a curated record. Gene Ontology annotation, biological process: microtubule-based process. The transcript is spliced from 4 exons. NCBI's taxonomy places the organism in Eukaryota, Metazoa, Chordata, Actinopteri, Blenniiformes, Blenniidae. Bases 75 to 1409 code for a protein of 444 amino acids.